UGACGGUUCUUAAAGUCUUGUUCGUUUUAUUUACUUGUGGAUUCCCUACUGUUCCUGUUCGUUCCCGUGGAUUAUUUAAAUAAACUCUAUGUUCCGAGCUCCUCGUUCCUACUCCUCAUUCCCCGCACACCACGCCGUGACAAAUAUAGUCUAGCAAGAGCUGAAUUAUUUUUUGUUUACAUACUUAAAUACCCACAAGCUUCCUGCCCCAUUAAAGAGCAGCACAAGGGUGUGGACACAAACCAGCUAUACCCCACCAACUCAUUUCUAAAUAAUAAAGCAGUGCAGUCAACGGUUGACUGUAAAGAGGAUAACCAGGAAGACAUGAGGAGGCAGACAGGAAUCUAACAAAGAAAACAUUUCAGCCGUUUAAAAGACACCUGGAACACACUUGGGCAACGGUUAGAGCAAAGCACCGAUAUCUCUGACAAAUCAUCUUCUAGUUCAAGGGAGUCAAUGGAUCUGGUGUGGUUCAUGAUUAUUGGCAUGUGUGCCAUGAAUGCGAUUGCCUCUGCGUGUCCAAAGAACUGCCAAUGUAGGACAAGCAAAAUCACUUGCCAAGGUUUUAUAAUAAAAGAAUUCCCAGCCUCCAUCCCACCAACCACUAAAAACCUCUUUAUCUCCAACACCAGCAUUGAGUCAUUAAAACCAACUGAUUUUAAAACUUUUGCUGAGACACUCAAUGUGUUUGUAGCCAAGGAUUCAAGAAUAGCUGUGGUGGAACCUCACACAUUUGACCAAACCAGAAAUCUCAUUGCCUUAGGUUUCAAUGGAACAAUGCUAACCUCUCUGCCACAGGAUCUGUUUCAAAAUCUUAAAGCAUUAUUAACUCUAACACUAAGUAACAAUAAAUUAGAAGUUCUCCAACCAUCUCUUCUCAGCCCGCUUACAGUUUUGAACAACUUAGACUUAAGCAGAAACCUUCUAACCUCUCUGGAAGAAGAUGCUUUCCUGGGUUUAGGAAAGCUGGAACAGCUCAUGUUGCAGAGAAACUCAAUCAGAAUGCUUUACAACAGUUCUUUUCAAGGACUCAGUCAUCUCAAAGCCCUGUUCCUGCAACAUAAUCACUUAACGGAUAUACCAGCAGGCGUCUUUGAUGACCUGGUGAACCUUGAGAUAUUGCAUCUUCAAGACAACAAAAUCUCACAGCUACCAGCAAAUCUCUUCUCAAACUUGUCGAAGCUGAAGAAACUCUACCUCUCCAACAAUAGGUUAUCAUUGCUUCCCAGUGCAAUCUUUUUUAAUCUUCCCAGCCUAACUCAUAUAUCACUGUACGAAAACCAACUCAGUAGAUUAACACCUGGGACUUUUGGUCCAAUGCCCCUCCAGGAGCUCCAGCUGAAUGACAACAUGUUAACCCAAGUCGAAGAGAAUGUGUUUAGCAACUUAACUGAGAUUCGCCUUUUGGAUCUUAGUAGGAAUCAGAUUCAGCAUAUUUCUCCAGGUGCUUUCAGUGGCUUGAUGAAACUAGAGGAGAUCUCACUUCACACUAAUCGACUAACCACUAUUGAGGCGGGGAUAUUCAAAGGUCUUCCAGAGUUAGUUAACAUAUCAAUAGAGAACAAUUUACACCAGACUCCACAACAGUCCCAGAAGACACAUGUGGAGGUCAAGGUCUGUCCAAAGACAAACUCAUUAUCAUUAUAGCCAUUGUCUCUACUGCUGUCAUUGUCGUUAUCAUUGCCUGUGUGUUUUGUAGGAGGAAUAAACAAGGAAGUGAAGACUUGGACCGUCAAAGAAAUAGAAAAAAACAAACUCACUUAUCUAACAUUACUUA
Labeo rohita (rohu) is the source of this 1777-nucleotide messenger RNA. Its product is annotated as leucine-rich repeat-containing protein 15-like. The coding region runs from base 457 to 1647 and encodes 396 amino acids. Gene Ontology annotation, molecular function: protein binding. Lineage: Eukaryota; Metazoa; Chordata; Actinopteri; Cypriniformes; Cyprinidae. The transcript has 2 exons. Gene Ontology annotation, cellular component: extracellular matrix. The record is from RefSeq and is a predicted model, not a curated record.